CCUGUCUUCUCUCUCCUCCUUCUUCUUCCAUUAAUGUCCUCUGCUUCUCUCACUUCCCCAACUCUGCACCUCUUUAUCGCUCUCUCUCUCUUUCCCUUUCUUCAUCUCUCCAUUCCUCGUGUCCUUCACUUCUCCCCUCCACCUUAACGCAACCUCACCAAAUCCCCCCUUCUUCUUCUUCUUCCCCCCUCCAUCCCCAACCCUCUAUUCCUUCCAUUCCCAAGCCCAAUCUGAACUCCCUUUCUCAAUUCCGAGCACCAUGGGAGGAAUUCCCAUCUAUGGUGUCUCUUCCCUCCUCUUCAUCCUCCUCACCCUUUCCAUUACCUCCACCGCAUUGCCCACUCCUUCUUCCCCCAAACACCACCAUCAUUCCCAAUCUUCCACCGCCGCCGCCGCCCAAAUCAACUCCAACUCCGUCCUCGUCGCCCUCCUCGACUCCCAUUACACCGAGCUCGCCGAGCUGGUCGAGAAGGCCCUCCUCCUCCACACUCUCGAGCAAGCCGUCGGCAACCACAACCUGACCAUCUUCGCCCCACGCAAUGAAGCCCUGGAGCGCCGCCUCGACCCGGAGUUCAAGCGCUUCCUCCUCGAGCCUCGCAACCUCCACUCCCUCCAGACCCUUCUCAUGGCCCACAUUCUCCCCUCCCGGGUCGGAUCCCCCGACUGGCCCCAGCCCUCCGACCCAUCCCGCCGCCACCGCACCCUCUCCUCCUCCCACCACCUCCACCUCUCCACCAAACCCACCGGCCAGAAGACCGUCGACUCCGCCGAAAUCGUCCGACCCGACGACGUCACCCGACCCGACGGUGUCAUCCACGGCAUCGAGCGCCUCCUCAUCCCUCAAUCCGUCCAGGAAGACUUCAACCGCCGCAGGAAUCUCAGAUCCAUCUCCGCCGUCAUCCCUGAGGGAGCUCCCGAAGUAGAUCCCAGAACCCACCGAUUGAAGAAACCCGCAGCGGCGGCGGUACCCGUCGGAGCCCCACCCGUUCUCCCCAUUUACGACGCUCUUGCCCCGGGUCCUUCUCUAGCUCCGGCUCCCGCUCCGGGACCCGGAGGCCCACACCACCACUUCGACGGGCACAGCCAGGUGAAGGACUUCAUCCACACGCUGUUGCAUUACGGCGGGUACAAUGAAAUGGCGGAUAUCCUGGUCAAUUUGACCUCGCUUGCCACCGAGAUGGGGCGGCUGGUUUCCGAAGGCUAUGUGCUGACUGUUCUGGCGCCGAACGAUGAGGCGAUGGCGAAACUGACGACGGACCAGCUCAGUGAGCCGGGCGCGCCGGAGCAGAUCAUUUAUUACCAUAUCAUCCCCGAGUACCAGACGGAAGAGAGCAUGUAUAAUGCGGUGAGGAGGUUUGGUAAAGUGAAGUAUGACACUCUGCGGUUGCCCCACAAGGUUACUGCGCAAGAGGCAGACGGGUCGGUUAAGUUCGGGGCGGGUGACGUGUCGGCGUACCUGUUCGACCCGGACAUCUACACGGACGGCAGGAUUUCGGUACAGGGGAUUGAUGGGAUUCUGUUCCCGGAGAGCGAAGCCGGCGAGCCGCUGAGGAAGCCGGCGAGUCCCGUCAAAGUGGUGACCAAGCCCAGGAGAGGUGGAAAUUGAUGGAGGUAGCCUGCACAGUGAUUGGCUCUUAUUUCACCCCUUCUUCCUGUCAAUGAACAUACAACUUCUUUCUUUUUUUUAUUCCCUUUUUUUUUUUAUUCUCUCUCUCUUUUACAAAAAAGAAACCCAAAAAAAAAAAAACAGCAAAUUACAACUGGGGAGCCAUUGGAGGAGAUAGAGAAACUGGUAGCAAAGACUUUUGUGUAGAAGAAGGAGGAGGAAACAUGAAAUGAUAAUAAAGAAGGGGAAGGGCUGAUGUGGGCAUCAUCUAGCAUAGAAGGAAGGAAGGUCUCUUUUCCCUGCUUAUUAUUAGGAUCCAUAUAAAUAUAUAUUAUAUAUGAAUGAAGCGAGCAAGGGAGAGGGGUUUUUGAGUGCUUGUUUUUUGUUCAUCAUAAUGAAGAAAGAUUAAGGGGAAAAAGGAGGGUGAAAUUUACUGUAAUUAAAUGUUCAUGUAAUCAUUUCAAUUUAUUCUUUCUUGUUUCUCAAUUUUAGAGUUGCAACUUUUGAGUAGUGUAGUGUGAUCAAUCCCAGCAUUCAUUUUCAGUUUGGUUACUGUGUCUGGAAUGUCUGGGGUAAAAAAGGCGAGAGUUACUGUUUACUCCCACCCUAGCCAGCAAGUUGGGAAGGAAAGCGCCCCCCUCCCCUCGCUCUCUCCCACCAAUUUGUUUGGUUGUCCUGCCUGUCCGGUCACUCACGGGUUCUGUCUUUAUUUUGUUUCUCUUUAAUUCUUGUAUUUUCUUUUCAAUUUAUUUUGUGCAACGCAAACCAUACAAUAUAUACAUGAAUUUAAUAUGUAUAUAUAUAUAUUCCUAUUGGGAAUAUGUGAGAUUGUCGGUGAGCAGUGUGGUGGAGCACACACAUUUAUGCUACCUAUUAUAUUAUCAAAUCAAUUAUGCAAAA
Messenger RNA from Linum tenue, 2506 nucleotides. Lineage: Eukaryota; Viridiplantae; Streptophyta; Magnoliopsida; Malpighiales; Linaceae. The record is from the annotation of a GenBank genome assembly.